Monascus purpureus is the source of this 2939-nucleotide messenger RNA. The record is from the annotation of a GenBank genome assembly. Lineage: Eukaryota; Fungi; Ascomycota; Eurotiomycetes; Eurotiales; Aspergillaceae.
CAGUUCCGUGAUGUUCUCCAGUCGAUCUCAUAUCAUCUGCUCUUAGCCUAGACGUCCACGUAUAAACCACGGCUUACUGUUUUUCACCUUCUUUCGUUCUCGUCAGCUUUCAACUAGGUCACUUCUGUUGGUCAAAAUCCACCAAACUUGGUCAUUCUGCGUCGGGUUGUUCCCGUUGUGCUGUCAGCGCAUUCCAGGUGACCAGCACACUCACCUGUCUCUGGCCCCGUGGCCUCGUAAACCCCUGGCAGAUUUUUUUAUUUAAUUUUUAAAAGAAAAGAUUUGUAUUACUGAAAGCAUUUACGGGCAGGGUUUCCGGUCAACGUCAGUCAACAUCUCUAUGCUCCUUGGGAGGGUUCCGUGGAUCAAUACUAGUGCGGAGACAUAAAAUCUCCAGCCUAAACUUCUUUCUCACGACAAAGGGGCUGUCACGACCAGCCCUCACUACCGCCAUCAUUCCUCUCGCAUCCGGUUCUCAACGUAAUCCCUUAGCUAUACCCCUUGGGCAUCUACCUUCCCAGCCUCGGAUCUCUUCGUCUCAGUUUGUCGCAGCAUUGGAUUCUGCCGGCGAGGUGAAAGACAGCCCGCGAUCCUCCCUUACGUCUUCUCGCUCUUCCAACUCCAAUUUAUCCAUCUGGACAGAUACAGGUGAUUUGGCCGAGCAUCCCGCCGACGGGGAAGGUUCUCUUCGGACUCCUCUCCGGGGUUCCUUAGGUCGCGGAACACUUGGACAGAAAACGGUGAGGGUGCGAGCUGAUCAACUGAAACGUGUACACUACCAGCGGUGUCUUGCUAGCGGCCAGAUUGACAAGGAGGCCAUAGCGAUACCUGAGCCCGGUCCAAGGCAUAUCUUAGGAGUAGAACGGUUUUUGGCCGUCAUAAUGUCCCCUAAUAAUAGGCAGACUGCUCAAAUGCAUGGCUUGGUUGGCAAGCCAUUGCUAUAUUUUACUAGCAUAUUCGUGUCAUUGGGCGUAUUUCUCUUUGGUUAUGAUCAAGGCGUGAUGUCAGGAGUUAUAAUGGGCGAGUAUUUCAAGGAUUACUUUAACCACCCAUCACCGGCAGCAAUUGGCACUGUUGUUGCAAUUCUUGAGAUUGGUGCCCUGGUUUCCUCGUUACUAGUCGGACGCAUUAGCGACUUGAUGGGGCGACGCAAAACCAUCCUCUACGGUUCUAUUAUUUUCUUUGUAGGUGGUGCACUGCAAACCUUCGCUGCUGGAAUGUCGAUGAUGAUGGUCGGCCGUAUCAUUGCGGGUCUUGGGGUUGGGGCACUCUCAACAAUCGUGCCCGUUUACCAGUCUGAAAUAUCGCCUCCGCAUAGUAGAGGGAAAUUGGCAUGUAUUGAGUUCACCGGAAACAUCUCUGGCUAUGCUGCCAGCGUUUGGGUCGACUAUUUCUGUAGUUUUAUCAAGAAUGAUUACUCAUGGCGCCUGCCAUUGCUCUGCCAAUGUGUCAUGGGCGCUCUUCUCGGCUUUGGCAGUCUAGUUAUCUGUGAAUCACCUCGGUGGCUUCUGGAUAAUGACCAUGACGAGGAGGGCAUGGUGGUAAUUGCAAAUCUUUACGGUAAAGGAGAUUUGCACAAUGAUAAAGCCCGGCAGGAGUACAGGGAUAUCAAGAUGAAUGUUCUUCUCCAACGACAGGAGGGCGAGAGAUCUUACGUUGAUAUGUUCAAGCGGUAUAACAAACGUGUCCUUAUUGCAAUGUCCGCACAAGCCUUAGCCCAGCUUAACGGCAUCAACGUUAUAUCAUACUAUGCGCCGAUCGUCUUUGAAUCAGCAGGGUGGGUCGGCCGUGAUGCUCUCUUGAUGACUGGCGUAAACGCGCUUUCGUACCUCGCAUCAACAGUCCCACCAUGGUAUCUCGUGGAUCGUUGGGGGAGACGCCCUAUUUUACUCUCUGGGGCGAUCGCCAUGAUGGUUUCACUCUCAUUGGUGUCAUAUUUUAUGUAUAUCGACAUCGCAGCAACCAGAACACUCACUGUCACCUUCGUCAUGGUUUACAACGCUGCAUUUGGUGCCUCUUGGGGCCCUAUCCCGUGGCUCUAUCCUCCUGAAAUCUUGCCACUAAGUAUUCGGGCCAAGGGUGCGGGUCUUAGCACAGCUGCAAACUGGGCUUUUAAUUGGCUUGUGGGUGAGGUUACACCAGUUCUCGAAACCAUUAUAAAAUGGCGACUCUACCUUGUUCAUGCUUUCUUCUGUGCUUGUAGCUUUGUUCUGGUUUACUUUCUAUAUCCUGAGACAAGCGGCGUUCGCCUGGAAGACAUGGAUGCUCUAUUUGGAGAUGCUACUACGGCCAUACCGACUCCGACUACCCAGGGAGAACACGGUAGCCUAAUGGGCACUGGUUCGCCGAUCCCUUCGCUUGACAUAAGACGGCAGUAUGGUCAGCUUGGAGCGGAAAGCGCUAUUCCUGGCUUAGAUAUUGAUCCUCCAAAUGAUCGUGGUGAUACCAGCGGCAAGUCCGGUCCUCCGUCUGGGGAUGAUAGAGCUAUUAGACGCGAUGGACUUGGCGGUUGGAUAUCAAAUAUGGUUGGCCGUCAUAGGGAGACCUCGAAGAAAACACGCAAUCGAUAUCAACGCCUUGAUCAAGAGGAAGAGGGUGAACAGUAGGAAACACUGGCUAGCGAGUCUAAGUCAACGGGGGUCGCAAAAUAUGGGUUUGGUUUCUUUUCUUCGUUUCUCUUGCUUCCCCCUUUCAUGACUCCAGUUUAGGCAUAUUCACGAUCCAAGGGUUAAUUAGAGAUGUCUUAAGCCAAUAUCUCCGGAUUGGAACUUCUUGUUGUCCCGUAUUCCUGCAUAAAAGAGUUUCUAAAUUAUUUGAGGUAUGCUGACUGUCGUAAUGUGGUGUCAUUUAUACCUAGCGGUGACAAGGUCUACCUCCACCCUAAUGCUAUCCAUCUAUUAUCGCACGAGACUGCUCGCAUGGAGCCAAUUAAUGUUAAU